Molecule: messenger RNA, 746 nt
Organism: Dendrobium catenatum
Lineage: Eukaryota; Viridiplantae; Streptophyta; Magnoliopsida; Asparagales; Orchidaceae
Exons: 2
Coding region: 144-581 (145 amino acids)
Cellular component (GO): mitochondrion
Molecular function (GO): structural constituent of ribosome
Source: RefSeq, a predicted model, not a curated record
AAAGCCGCGUGGCCGUAGGAAUUAGGGUUCGGGGAGCCUGCUCUACAGAACCGACACCUCCCUAAGCCUCCUCCCCAAUACCCUUGAGAAGAACUUGAGCUCACUGAAAGGUUAUUUGAGCCCACGCCGGACUGUGAAGGAAAAUGAAUUUAUCCUCCUCGUAUCCGACGGCAACGCGUGCUGCGAGCAGAUCCAUUGAGCUAUUUCAGCAGUCUCUUGGAGGGUUAAAAGCGUCGGCAUCUCGUGCUCUGAAUACAGUAUCCGAAGUAGAAGCAAGCAAACCCAAGCGGAGGAAGAAGAAGAAUCUAUUUGACGUUGCGCACUUUCUUCCCAAUUGGGGAAUUGGGUACAAGAUGUGCAAGAGCAGUUGGAGGGAUCUUUCCUACGAGAUCACCAAGAUCAAUCUCUACAAGGAUGGGCGCCACGGCAAAGCUUGGGGCGUUAGAUACAAGGCCGGCUUACCAGUUUCUGAUGUUCCUGUGAAAAUAAGUGGGGUUAAUAAAGGUGGGUGGAAAUAUCUGAAAGAUUCAAAGAAGAAAGAAGAAAACUCUCCUGAAGCAAAUCAACCUAUUCAGUCAUAGCUCACUAGUUCCAAAACAAUUUCUGUACCUUCCUUUGAAGUAGGAUUUCACCUCCUUGUUUUGUAUUACUUUGCUUGAACUAUUUAAAUCUUUUAGAUAUUUUUAAGAUCCAUCAGAAACUUGUUGGGUUUCUUUACUAAAUCUAUAGAAUUUCUUGUUCCGUAA